AUGCCGUCGACCUCUUCGUUUAUCCCAUUGAUAGGCUGGUUCUAUACCUUCAUGAUCGGGUUAAUCUCUACAGCUACACUCGGCUCUUCGAUGGUCAUCUACGUACAGAAAAAGGGCUUAAGCGGAAACUCCCCUUCAAAAUGGUGGGCCAAGUGGUCAAGGCGGAUUGGCAAGCUGCUCUGGGUCGAGAUGCCCCUCGUCAUGAAAGAGGCUUAUGCUAGAAAGGCGGCCGAGGAUCGUCAGAAAAACGGAUAUGGUCCUCGGAAGCAGAGCGUUUGGCAGAAGAUCAUGACUAGAGCCUCUUCCUCUUCAAAACUCGCGGUGAACAAUCGGAAUAGUCCUUCCGGUUCGAUAGCGGAGAGCUUAUUGCAGGAUAAUAAGGAUUCGAAGAGUUUAAUGGAUUUGAGCACCGUCAGUUGUCCGGACUACAAUAAUUACGCCAUGGAUAGUCCGAGAAGAAGAAUUCUCGAUCCGUUGAGACGACCUGCGCCAACUCUCAAAGUUCCUAGAGAAGAUGAGAACGAGACAAUGAUGAUACCACCACUACCUUUGGAAGGACUAGUCAGCUCUCGCUCCAUCGAAACCCGAAACAUCGGUCAAUUGGAAUACGACUACUUGGCGGCCGUUGUCGAGCGGCCAACUACCACAAUUGUUGAAAGUUUUGAGGCGAUAUCAGUUGGCAAGACACUACCCAAGAUAGGCCCUCCAAAAAGUAGAGACGAAGCCCUUGCUCUAUGUAAAAUUGGUGAAGAUGUGGUGAUGGAUGAUUUGCCGAAGAAUAUGAAGGAAGAUCUUUGCUCCCAUCUUAAUCUACCCUCAUAUGGGACUAGUUUACGUAAUUGGGAAACUGUUGCCGCAAAGUUGGGAGGGAAUUUGGAUUUUAUAAUGGGCCUUCGCGCGCUCAAAGAUCCGACUUUGGAGCUGAUCACACGCUACAGAAACUUUAAAGCUGUCCAGGCACUACACGAACUGACGAACAACGAAUAUACCAACAACGGCUCAAGGAAUCGACGGUUUCGCCCUUUGAUCAUGGAGGAAAUGGACCUCAAAUCCUUGCCGAUCGGUUGGAUAACCGCUACCACCCAUUUCCGCUAUGAUCAUCCGUGUAAGGAUAUUGAGAUCUGGCUAGUAAUCUCCGCGCAACAACCAGGCGUUACCAAAGAAUUUAUGCUAGAUUUGAAAGAGCUGCUGGAAGAUUUGGAUGCAGUACAUAUUAAGGUUACACCAGUUAUCACAUUUUCUAAAAAUCGCAAACCUGUCCUUGCCAUGAAAGCGCUGGAUGUAUUGGGCUUCAAUACCCAGCUCGAAAAUCUCGACUAUUUCAUGGUGAAUAACGAAUCUGUAGUUCCGCUUGGCAUUUUGCCCCAAACAAAUGCUCUACCGAUCAAGGAAUCGCUGCGGAAUUUGAGGGCCUUGCUGAUUAACGCGACUGAGCCAAUUGUGCAUAUUUUGGGAACUGUUGAGCUUACAGCAGUAGAGGAGAAGGAAAACGAGAAAAGCGUUGACAAGGAGGUCAACAAUAAUGGAGAUGCGAAAAAUCAUAAUUUGCCGCAACAACUCCAGCUCGGCCUGAAGACCCAAACUGUCGAAGAUCAUAUCUACGCAACGCCAAAGAAAGCCAGAAGCCCCACAAAUGUCACCAGAUACCCAGUGAAGCCAUCUGCUCUUGGAAAGCUGCCAAAAUCGAAGAGCUCUUCCCAAAUUAACCUGAUUUCAAUUAGUCCCUACGAGACUGUCGUG
Messenger RNA from Mesorhabditis spiculigera, 1740 nucleotides. The record is from the annotation of a GenBank genome assembly. Lineage: Eukaryota; Metazoa; Nematoda; Chromadorea; Rhabditida; Rhabditidae.